UGCAGCCGCGGAAAGCCGAGCCAAGCCGAGCCGAGCCGCGCUGCCCGCUUGCCGCUGUGCUGCCGGCGGCCCGGGGAUGUCGUCGGGCGGCAGCCUGAGCGCCAUGCAGCGCCUGGUGGAGCAGCUGAAGCUGGAGGCGGCCGUGGAGAGGAUCAAGGUCUCCCAGGCAGCUGCAGAACUCCAGCAGUACUGUAUGCAAAAUGCCUGCAAAGAUGCCCUGCUUGUUGGGGUUCCUGCAGGGAGCAAUCCCUUUCGAGAACCCCGGUCCUGUGCUCUGCUCUGAAAUCAGGGGAGGUCAUCAGAGAGUUGACUUCAAGCAUAACAUGAAUGACAACUGCCUUUCCUUCAUACUAAAGUCUUUCUCUGUGUCCUAACUUUUUGGGUGGCUAAAACCAUGUCCUAGAUAUUUAUGUUUGUUCUUCUGUAUUUGUACUUCACUACCUUUUCCUAAUGCUCGUAAAGUUUAUUAAUGUAACUUUUCAUAAUCAUCACCAUUAUUACUAUGCUGGUUAGUAUAUGCUAACUAUACAAAUACUAUUUGAGAAAUUUGUGUUUUAGAAAAGAAAAGCACAGAACUCUUACUAAAUUACUUAUUUCUAUCUUGGUAAACUGUUACACCAGGAUAAUAGUAAAAGCUGUUGUUUUUUUUUCCAAAAUUAAAAUCCAAAAAGUGAAUUGUUAAAGUUUAAAGCUAAAUGCUGUCAGUAAUGAAGUAAUGUUCUCAAAGGGAAUUUUGCUUCCAUUAGCGAGAUCUGGAACCAACUACAGUUUUUUUCAAGUGCAUCUAAGUCAAUAAAUUACACAUAUUAGAAACUGCUGGACAAAAUGUGUAGUGCAGUCUUGGUUCCUAAGGCAUGUUUCUUACAGCACGUCUAAUCUGUAAUACUUCUCCUCAAUUUGUAUUUGUAAAAGUACUGCCCUGGUGAAAUUUUCCUUGGUAUUUAUAAAAUGUGACCAAACGGACACUAAAAAUCCACGAACACCCAAAGAUAGUUGCAUGCAUUGUUGUCAAGGUUUACAACACACAAAACUUUCUAAUAUGUGCUUGGUCAUUUGCCUUCAGUUUUUUUAUAGAGCACUUUUACAAGGACAACUAAUUUUUUAAUAGAUUUUUCAUUUUUUUCUACUUUCUAUUGUUUGUAUUAAUCUUAGAAGUUUGGAAAUAAAAUUCCUUUGGCCAA
Molecule: messenger RNA, 1181 nt
Organism: Apus apus (common swift)
Lineage: Eukaryota; Metazoa; Chordata; Aves; Apodiformes; Apodidae
Gene: GNG10
Product: G protein subunit gamma 10
Exons: 3
Coding region: 77-283 (68 amino acids)
Biological process (GO): G protein-coupled receptor signaling pathway
Cellular component (GO): heterotrimeric G-protein complex
Molecular function (GO): G-protein beta-subunit binding
Source: RefSeq, a predicted model, not a curated record